AUGGGUUUGCCUGAUCUUCCUGGUGAGAUUGUCUACGACAUACUCUCAAGACUACCCGUCAAGUCUCUGCACCGUUUCAAAUCCGUUUCCAAGCCAUGGCUCGCUCUCAUCACCGACCCCAAAUUCGUCAAGUCACACCUCCAUCAUCAAUCCACAAACGACGACAACACGAACCAGAAGUUGAUCAUCUGCUCUGCCGCUUCUCCCUCCAUCUAUUCCGUAGAUUACCGAGCACGUGAUCACACCGUGACUGAGCUUAAAAGUCCCUGCAACUCUAAGUCUUGUGUUUCAGUUAUGGGCUCAUUCAAUGGGGUCGUACUCUUAUAUAUUGAUGAUGAUGAAUUAUGUUUAUGGAACCCAUCAACUAGAAUCUAUCAGAAACUUUCACCAUCUCCCGAGUGCCCAGAGUACCAAGACAAGAAUAUGACGUAUGGGCUUGGUUAUGACUCUGUUAGUGAUGGCUUCAAGGUUGUUCGGGCUGUCGUCAGCCCUUUGACAAAAGACCCUACUCCUGUUUAUGUGUUCACUUCUAAACUAAGUUCGUGGAAGAGGAUUGAAGACCUUGGCAACUCUAGUUUUGGUGAUGCGCCCGGGACUGUUAUGGAUGGGGCACCGCAUUGGGUUGUGACUUUCAACCACGAUAUGUAUUCUACUUGUGGGAUUGUUUGUUUUGAUGCUACGGAGGAGAAAUUCAAGGAGGUGCCCAUGCCUAUUUGUGUAGACGCGAACAGUUGUAUUGAUUUGGGAGUUUUGGGUGGAUGGCUUUGUGUGGUUGACAACAGUUGGGGGAGUCAUUCCGAUGUUUUGGUGAUGAAGGAAUACGGCGUGAAAGAAUCUUGGACCAAGUUGUUUGUUUUACCAAGUGAGCCAGGAGAGUUCUACUUUCCCUUCUGUAGAAUCUGUACAAUGUUACUUUACACAAAGGAUGGAGAGGUUGUAAUGGAUUCGAAGAAGCCAAUGAUCUUCAACCCGAAACAAAACAGAUACAAGCGGAUUGAGAUCCCUCCGGAUUGCGAGUGGUUUACUGCGGCUUUUUAUUUGGAGAGUCUUGUUUCACCUCGUGGCUGCAAUGGCCUAAUCAGAUGA
Molecule: messenger RNA, 1086 nt
Organism: Rhododendron vialii
Lineage: Eukaryota; Viridiplantae; Streptophyta; Magnoliopsida; Ericales; Ericaceae
Product: F-box protein CPR1-like
Exons: 1
Coding region: 1-1086 (361 amino acids)
Molecular function (GO): protein binding
Source: RefSeq, a predicted model, not a curated record